UCUCGCAGUCCCUUCGCAGUAAACCAUCUGAGAGAAACUCUAGCUAGGAGCUAGCCAUGGCCUCCACCACGAGAUUCCUGGCCAUGAUCAUGGCGUGCACGCUCCUCACGAGCACGACGUGCCAUGCCGCUCGCCACUUGGCUGACACCACCCCGGUGGCUGCCCCACCCGCUGCGGCAGCUGUCCCUGGCCUCCCGGCCAUGCCGACUACGCCGACUGUGCCCACCGUGCCGCAGGUGACACUGCCUCCCAUGCCGGCUAUUCCUGCGGUGCCCAAGGUGACGAUGCCCCCAAUGUCAGCCAUCAUCGUGCCUAAGGUGACCAUGGCACCGAUGCUCGCCGUCGUUGUGCCUAAGGUGACGAUGCCGCCGAUGUCCGCCAUUCCUUCCAUGCCCAAGAUGACACUGCUGUCGAUGCCUUCUAUCCCGACCGUCAACGUGCCUAUGCCAUUCCCGGCGCCACCUCCAUCAACUUAG
This is a messenger RNA of Triticum aestivum (bread wheat), 476 nucleotides long. RefSeq names its product protein PELPK1-like. The transcript is spliced from 3 exons. The record is from RefSeq and is a predicted model, not a curated record. Bases 57 to 476 code for a protein of 139 amino acids. Lineage: Eukaryota; Viridiplantae; Streptophyta; Magnoliopsida; Poales; Poaceae.